UUUGAACCAUAAUUAGAACCUUAAAAAAGGAGGAUAUUUUGGUAAUAUCGGGAUAAAGAAAUAUGCUCCAUGCCGGAAAAAGGGUUGUCGUCGUCUGCUGACGUGUGCUGGGGUCUACUGAGAGAAGGAGUAGUCCGAACGGGAAAUACGUACGCACAACCCAAGCUCGACUGAGCCGGGGGCAGAGUGAACUGAAACAGCAACGAAGCCCUAGCUCUCUCUCCGAGCUCUCUGGAACGACCAUACCGAAACAAGGGUUCUCGACCAAUCUCAAAAUGCACAAAUUGGGUAGAAGUCACCGCGAUAAAGUCCAGCAGUUCAUGGCAAUAACUGGGGCAACCGAAAAAAUUGCCCUGCAAGCUCUGAAAACCAGUGAUUGGCAUCUUGAGGGAGCGUUUGAUGUUUUUUAUAGCCAGCCACAAAUUAGAACAUUCACUGAUUCCAGACACUUGGAGCAACUUUAUGGCAGAUACAAAGAUCCACAUGUUGAUAUGGUAAUGGCUGAUGGUAUCACUCUUCUUUGCAAUGACCUUCAGGUGGAUCCCCAGGAUAUUGUCAUGUUAGUUGUUUCAUGGCACAUGAAGGCUGCCACUAUGUGUGAAUUUUCCAAGCAGGAGUUCAUAGGUGGAUUACAGGCACUCGGGGUAGAUUCAGUGGAAAAGUUCCGCGAAAAGAUACCAUUUAUGCGUUCUGAGCUGAAGGAUGAACAUAAGUUCCGUGAGAUAUAUAAUUUUGCAUUCGGCUGGGCUAAAGAAAAGGGUCAGAAGUCUUUAGCAUUGGAUACAGCCAUUGGGAUGUGGCAGUUACUUUUUGCUGAAAAACAGUGGCCUUUGGUUGAUCAUUGGUGUCUUUUUUUGCAGGCCCGGCAUAAUAAAGCGAUCUCCAGGGAUACUUGGUCCCAACUAUUGGAGUUUGCAAGGAUCGUCGACCCUGCAUUAUCGAACUAUGAUGCGGAAGGUGCGUGGCCCUAUCUGAUUGACGAAUUUGUGGAAUACUUGAAUGAGAAUGGUGUCAUCCAAAAGGGUCAAUUGAAUGACUGGAGCCCAAAACGGUGAAGCUCUGCUGGAGCCCAAGACAGUGAGGAACUGCUGGAGCGGUGAUGCAUGCUAUGUAGUGUUUGCCAUCUUAUCUUCGGAGUGUUAUGGGCUAACCUACUUGAUUGUUGUUCUGUUUCAUCGUCAAAAUAAAAGAAAUAUCAUUUGGGAAUUGACAUAAAAUUUUCCUAUUGCCAACUUUACAGUGUAUGGGAUUGAUUACUAUUGAUAUUGUAAAUGGGAUUCCUGAUAAACUUCUUGGCUUCAAAUGUUUUGACCAAUUUAUUGAUGGAUGGGAUACCCGUCAUCAUAAGCUAAGAUAUUGUUAUUUUGGUGUCAA
Molecule: messenger RNA, 1374 nt
Organism: Malania oleifera
Lineage: Eukaryota; Viridiplantae; Streptophyta; Magnoliopsida; Santalales; Ximeniaceae
Exons: 11
Coding region: 276-1055 (259 amino acids)
Biological process (GO): positive regulation of ubiquitin-protein transferase activity; protein neddylation
Cellular component (GO): ubiquitin ligase complex
Molecular function (GO): ubiquitin-like protein binding; cullin family protein binding; ubiquitin conjugating enzyme binding
Source: RefSeq, a predicted model, not a curated record